UCCAGCACGUCCUCGUCUCUAUCUUCCUGUGAUGAAGAUGAAGUCAACGCUCGUGUUUCGCCUGACUGGGCGAAAUACCGCUGUCACAUCGAACGCAGGGGCUACCGUCUGGACACUGUCCGUGAUGUAAAAGAUUAUUAUCGACACAAUUGUAACAAUAUAGAGAAGCAAGGACUGCAUGCAUAUUUGUCGGGCUAUCACCACGCCCUUGCGAGGAGCGACGAAGAUGCUCUUUGCAAAGACAUUGGUCUGCGAGAAAGCCUGUUCAGAGCUACCCGUUGUCUUGAUGGAGCAAAGGUGAUGGUCAAGGCAGUCCAUCGUGAUAGCAGGGAGCUUGAUAUCGUUCGGUAUCUGUCUGCGCCAGCUCAGCAACGUGAUCCCACGAAUCACUGUAUACCUAUCCUUGACCUCAUUGAUGCGCCCCAGGAUGAUCUAUGUUUCAUCGUUAUGGAGGAAUGGUCUGCAAAUAUGUUCCAAGAAGCUCCACUUAGUCUUGGCUGCCUAAUGGAAUCUUUGCGCCAUUGUAUAGAGCAUAUUGCAUUCAUGCAUCGUCAUCGCAUCGCGCACUUUGACAUUUCUCUGCACAACUUCCUCACGGAUUAUAACGGGCGUUAUGCUUGCAUAGAUUACGAGCUUAGUCGCCGAAUAGAUGAGGUAUCUUGUCCGCGGAUAUCAUACUCUCGGGGGUCCGAGAUCCCACCAGAAACUGCACAUGGUCGACUAUGUAACCCGUUUAUGAUCGAUGUAUGGGCACUAGGGGUUCUAAUUUUCAGAGCGUGCGAGCUCGCUGAAUUUCACGUUCCCGAACUUAUGCGUCUAGCCAAAUCGAUGCUUCAUGAAAACCCUGACAAGCGGCCACCGGCCGCUUCAGUACUGAAGGAAUUUCAACGAAUACAGAGUAGA
Molecule: messenger RNA, 903 nt
Organism: Suillus bovinus
Lineage: Eukaryota; Fungi; Basidiomycota; Agaricomycetes; Boletales; Suillaceae
Product: kinase-like domain-containing protein
Exons: 5
Biological process (GO): protein phosphorylation
Molecular function (GO): ATP binding; protein kinase activity
Source: RefSeq, a predicted model, not a curated record